This is a messenger RNA of Gossypium raimondii (Peruvian cotton), 1218 nucleotides long. RefSeq lists its product as uncharacterized. The coding region runs from base 70 to 699 and encodes 209 amino acids. The record is from RefSeq and is a predicted model, not a curated record. The transcript has 6 exons. Lineage: Eukaryota; Viridiplantae; Streptophyta; Magnoliopsida; Malvales; Malvaceae.
AUUUUAGCUGCCGUUUGACAGUUAUAACAGAAAAAGAAACUAUCUUAUCUGCUUUCAUUUCCUUUAUAUAUGAAAAUAAAACCCUUGCAAUUGAAUUACCUCACAAUCAAGAAUUUUAUAUCCAUUUUCACAAGUUCCAUAGCAGCUCAAACAAUCAAACGUACAUCAUUUCCGCGACUUCUUUCUUCGGUUCUAAUGGCAGAGCCGGAGCUGAAGCUGAAGCCGGACUCGGAGCCGGAGCCGGACUCGAAGUCAGACUCAGAGUCGGAGCCGAAGCCGGACUCGGAGUCGGAGCCGAAGCCGGACUCAGAGUCAGAGCCGAAGCCGGAGGUGGAUCCUCCAAACAACGUUAGAUUUGACAUGAAUGAUGGAAAGCGUAUCUUCAUGUGCCGUCGUUGCAGAAACCACCUUGCCACCUGGGAGAACUGCAGUCAUUAUAUAGGUGGUGGGAAGCAGCCUGGAUAUCUUUGCUACCCCGUUGUCAAUGUGAAGACCGAUCAUGUAUCGUCUGUUUGGUUUCUUUAUAAAUUUCCGGUGGUGAAUGUCCAUUGCAAUGGAUGCGACACACACCUUGGAGAGAAAUUUUUUGCACUUAGUAGCCCUUACUUUGAACAAAUGCACGGAAGUAUUUUGCUUCAUCCGGACCGGAUACUGCUUUGGGAUGGAACAAAGGAGUAUCAUCCACCCUGGGAGAACUGAAUCUCUCAGGUCAAUGUUCACUCAGAAUGCAAUUUCUACUAGGAAGACAACUGCUGCUGCUUUUCCUUUUCCUUUUUAGUUUACAACUUUCUAAGGGUUCUCUGAAUAUUGUCAUCAAAAUACUGUAAAAUCUGAGAUUGGUUAUAUGAUUGCUGUUGGGUUUGGUAGUUUGCAUGGGAUUGUGCAGAUAAAACAAGGAUUUUAUAGCCAAAGCCAACAAUUUGUGAAGGCAAACUAAUUCAAGUGAGCAUCUUUGAUGUGCUCUUGAACGUGGUUGAUAUUUGCUAGCAUACCCCUGCAACAAGAAAGAGUAACAACAGUUAAAGAAAUAUAUACAUAUUUGACGUUUGCAUUUACCCAGCUUCAUUUAUAUUACUGGUAUUUUGUGAUACAUCUCCAAGGCCGAAAUAGAAGCCUACUUGUUAUGAUUAAGGGUGGGUUUGGAUGGGCGAUUGGGUAGGUACGGUACGUUUAGUUUACGUUUUGUCUCACGCUACAGUAUCGCUACAGUAUCUAAUC